Molecule: messenger RNA, 636 nt
Organism: Enterobius vermicularis (human pinworm)
Lineage: Eukaryota; Metazoa; Nematoda; Chromadorea; Rhabditida; Oxyuridae
Source: the annotation of a GenBank genome assembly
AUGGAAGUUGAUCCAAAUGUGCGGCAUCAUUUUGAAACCCUGGAAUUCAAUGACGCUAAUGUGAAGACUGGUUGUAACCCAGAGGAAGAACUGAUAAGAAUAGAUCUUAUUAAAAACGGUGGUGAACGUAUUGCACAUCACGAAAGUAAUAAAUUGAAAGCUGACAGUGUUCGUGGGGCUUUGGGUGACAGGAGGAAUACCAGUUACUUACUGCAAUCCACAAAAUUAGGGAAGGCUGGCGUUGAUAAACUUUAUCUAAAAGACAUUCCGAAGUCUUUUGAAGUUUACUGCGACAACUCAUCGGCGAAUGAUUCAAAUAAUAAAGAGUGUGAAAAAAGAAAGGCUGAAUCAGCCGAUGAACAGUUUGAACGUGUAGAUCCAGAUGCUACUGUUGAAGGUUUUAGUACUGGAGAGGAAGAAGGUAUUCUUCAAGUUUAUUUACUAAAAACGAUUUCUGGUCAUGUAGUGUUCUGUCCUAACAAGUGGAACGGUAUUUCAGAAAGCUUUGGUUGGAAGUAUGACUUUGGUUUUGACAGUUUAGUUUGUUCAACAUUUUCUAGACUGAACGGUAACUCUUCUAUUCCUCUGGAAGCCAGUUCAGAUGUGGACGACACGGUACUGGUUGACGACUGGUAA